Messenger RNA from Aspergillus japonicus CBS 114.51, 4245 nucleotides. RefSeq lists its product as uncharacterized. The transcript has 2 exons. The record is from RefSeq and is a predicted model, not a curated record. The coding region runs from base 67 to 4233 and encodes 1388 amino acids. Lineage: Eukaryota; Fungi; Ascomycota; Eurotiomycetes; Eurotiales; Aspergillaceae.
CUUUCAGUCCCUAGGGCUGUUGUUACCAUCCACUGAAGAUAUCCCAUUUACUGACUAGCAGUUGCGAUGCCCUUUGAUUGUUGGGGUUGUGGGGGCAGGAACGCGGCCGACGCCGCUGCCGACGCCGCUGCCCCUCCGCGGCCGGUGCAUCUCGUCUCCCCCUCUUCCUCCUCCCAUUCAGUUGCAAAACCACCCCCAGUCACGCGUUCUCCCUCUCAAAUCCCCGUUCCACCACAGAGAGCUUCAUCAGCAUCGGCAUCGAAGAAGCACGACCUCUGGAAACGAGCAGAAGAACAAUUGGACGAGAAAAGCCGCAAACGGCUCCGGUUGAGCCACGACAGCAACUCCCCCUCGCCCCCGAUCGAUCGAGUGCUGGCGGAGAUCAUCAAAGAGAUCACAGCCAAGUACCAAGACUACCAGAAAGGCAACCUGAGCAUCCGAAACCGCGGCGAUGGUGGAACCAAAGUCGAUGUUCGAGGCUCCGCCAAGAAGGUCCUCGUCUGCGUGCUACAAGCCCAGGGUCUUAUUAAGGAUGUGGUCGGGUUCGAUCCCACCGGCUACGCCUCCAUCGCCUGGUCAGUCGUGGCCUUCGGGCUCACGCUGAUCAAAAAUGACAUCGAUCGGCGGGACGCGAUCAUGGAUGCAUCGGAAUUUCUCGCCCAGUCUCUUGCAUACCAUAGUGUCAUCGAGCACAAUUAUCGGAAGGGAACCAUUCCAAGCUCGGCAAAUUUGGACGAUGCGUUGGUGGAGGUCUAUGUCGCUCUUCUUCGGUACAUCGCAGAAGUCCAGAGUGCGAGACAUGAGAGCGCCGUUGCUCGAGUGGGAAAGAGUAUAACUGCUCUGAUCGACGAGCCGCUCGACCGACUCAGGGCGGUGGUGGAGCAGAAAAGCGCUGUCGUGGAUCAAUGGAAGAUGAUCGUGAGAGAUGAGGAUCAGAGUCGCCAUGCCGAGGAUAUUUUGGGGCGGAUCGACGAGAUGGCUAGACAAGUGCACAGUAUCGAUCUUCGGACUAAUGAUCAAGAGGAACUCAGCAUUCUCGACUGGAUUUCCACGUUCUCUUACUCCAACAUUCAGAAUGAGACCAAGAAGAGUCGUUCGCCGGAGACGGGAGCCUGGUUGGUGCAGUCCAGCGACCGGUAUCAACGGUGGAAGACCACACCGGGACAACUUCUGUGGCUGCAUGGCCCUGUGGGUUGCGGCAAAUCAGUUCUGUGCUCCACCAUUAUUGCCGACAUUGACCGCCACUGCACUCAAAACAUGCCCAACGUUCUCGCGUACUGGUACUUCAAGUUCAGUGACAAUGAAACACAAAGCAUGGAGAGUAUGGUCCGAUCGUUCAUACGGCAAUUGUGUCCCCGGCCUAUUCCCAACCCGAUCAGAAAGAUCUGGGAAGACCAUCGCAGGAAUCGAGAGCCGGACUUGGAAGUACUCUUAGCAAUCUUCAAUGGAAUCUUAGAUCUGCUGCCUGCAGACAUAUUUAUCAUCUUUGAUGCUCUCGACGAAUGCCCGGUUGAGACUCGAGAAAGGCGCCUCUUGCCUUUCAUGGAUGGAUUGAUAAGAGAUUUUUCGACCAAGGCCCACCUUCUUGUCACUAGCAGACCGGAACCUGACAUUCACCAGGCUCUUAUGCAACACACCCUAUUUGGGCUGGAGGAUGCUUUGAGCGGAGAUGUCGAGAAGUUUGUGCAAGAGAGGCUGGCCAAUGGUAAGUUGCGUAGAUGGAAUCGCCCUAUCCUUGAGAGGAUAGAACACGAACUGCUGAAUGUUUCAGAAAGACGAUUUCGUUGGGUUGAUCUGCAGCUCAAGCGCCUAGAAGGAUGUCACAUUCCCCAAGACAUCGAUGAAGCGCUAACGACAAUUCCCAACACUCUUGAGGCGACGUAUAAAGACAUCCUUGAGCGCGAAAUUCUACCAAGGUACCGCGAUGCAGUACGAUCUAUUUUCACUUGGCUCACUUUCUCCAUGAAGCCUCUAAGUCAGGAAACCGUCGCAGAAGUAGCCGGCUUCCCAUCACCGGAUAGUGUGAUCGAAAUUUGUACAACUCAAAUGGUUACUCUGAAUACAGGGGAUGGGACUAUCAGGCUUGCUCACUUUUCCGUGAAAGAGUUUCUUCUUUCUGAGCAAGUAACUCAUUGGUGCCACAUGUCAGAGAUACUUGGGCAUCGCCUCAUUCUUGACCAGAUGUUGACGCAUAUUCUCGCCGAAGAAGAGGACUUAUCACUCAUGGCUGCCAUGAGUAAGCCACUUCUCCGCUACAGUAGUGAAAACUGGCCCGACCAUCUUCGGAAGUUGGAAAGCUUGAAACCCGACCCAUUGCAGGAGAUCUAUUCGAUGUUGAUAAAACUCUUCACCGAGCCCCUUAUAUAUCACAACUGGCAACGGUUGUAUUCGUUCGACUUUUCCUACACCAAACAGGCAUGGCGCCGCUGGACCGAAGCAGCCCGGGUGCCGCCAAUCGAAAAGGCGAUCAUUCUGCAACUGGGAUGCCUGGUGGACCUACUGGUGCAGACGGGCUCUGAAACUCUGAAUAACAUAGAAAAUACGAAUAAAAGCACGCUGGUUUACGCGGCCGAGCAUAGUGUUACCAUUCUGGCAUUUCUCUUACAACGUGUCAUUACCAUUCCCUUGCAGGAGGUGCAGGAAAUCCUCUUUCAACUACGCCCUCGAUCCACUCAAGAGAAAGAAACCUUAUGUCUCGUCAUAGACCUGCUCUGGAACAUGGGUGUGCUGCACGACCGGGGAAAGAGCGACGAGCCGACUCAUUCAGGUCUGCUUGUCAGUAUGGCGAAGAACCGCCACUGUGGAGACGUACUCCUCAGGCUAUGUCUCGAUCGCGGGGAUAGAGAAACACCCUCGGUGACGACAGAACUUCUUGAGGUCACGUUACAGAAUAACGACUGUGGUGCUAGGGUGUUGGAAGUCCUAAUUCAGCGACGAAGCGAGAGAAUAAUGUUCACAGAGCGGAUUAUGCAGACUGUGGCAGAACAAUCGAGUUCCAAUCCGAGUCUGGCGUGCCUCGUUCUGGAACACCAAAACCGCAUUGUUUGUCUGAAGCGCGAGCAUGCAGAGAUCUUUGCUCGAACAGCCAACGGUGAACUCUUGAAAUUGGUUCUUCGGGUUUAUGGGGAGCAUCUAAUGGUGGAACGCAACGUCUUAGUUGCAGCGAUCAGUAAUCCCAGUGCCAGGGACGUGGUUCGCGGCCUCUUGACUGGCAGAGAACUUAGUGCCAGCACCCAGCAGAACAUUCUUUCUGCCGCUGCUGCGAUAGAGAGAUGGGAAUACUUAGAUUUGAUCAACUUUCUCUUGGAUGAAUGGGGUCCGCGCUUCAAUAUUGGCCACCAGAUGAUGGUCGCCGCCGUCUCGAAUCGUCUUCUGGGGCUCGCCAUUCUUGAGACGUUGCUCGCUCGACAACAGGCCGGGUUCAUGGUCUCGGAUGAAAUUCUUGUGCUCGCUGCCAAGAAGAAUACGAUACAGGUCCUGCAAUUGCUUAUGAUCAACGGAGGCUCGACAAUCCCAAUUCGAGAUGAGUUGGUGUUUGCGGCGGCAAGGAACGACCUCCGGGGGCUGUCGGUGCUCCUCUUUCUCUUUCCCCUCCUCGGGCCCGACUAUGUCGUGUCGUCGGAGCUUCUCCAGACAGCAGCAGAAAACCCCAACAAGUACAGAAGACCAUGGGAGACCAGCAAAGAGUUUCAGGCUGUCUUGGAAAGUUUCACCGGCACCACCGUGCCCGACAGCGUCUUUCUGGCCAUGCACGAUCAGGUCGACCAUAUGAAGGUCCUUUUGGACUGGUCGAACAACAAAGCGCCAGUAAAUGAGAUAUUUCUGGCAAUCUGCCACAACGGCGACCUAGGCGCGUUUCACACUCUGCUACUACUUCUUGAUCGGGACCUUUUAGUGGCGGAUGAAUGGUUUGUGGAAACUUCGGCCUGCGCCCCAGGCCUCUUGUGGCAUAUCCUCGGCCACAUUCCUCGGGUGCCGAUCACCGAUAGAGUGAUUAGUUCCGUGAGGGACAAGAGAUCUCUACGAUAUCUCGUGCAACAUCUCGAGGAGAAAGAUAUUUGGACCGAGGAGCUUGUGAAAGCCGUCAUCAGUACAACGUUUGUGGAGACUGAGGCCCUUAUCGAAAUUCUAGAACACUACAUCGGCAAGGCGCCCAUCACUGAGAGUAUACUGCUGAUUGCCGCGAAGCGUGAUACACGUCUACUCGAAUUUUUGCAGCAAGCAAACCACUGAAUUGAAUAGUCC